AUGACGGUUCGUGAUGCUCUCAACAGUGCAAUGGAGGAGGAGAUGCUUCGCGACGACACCGUCUUCAUCCUCGGUGAGGAGGUCGCCCGCUACAACGGUGCAUACAAGGUCACCCGUGGUCUCCUCGACAAGUUUGGCGAGCGUCGUGUCAUCGACACGCCCAUCACAGAGGCAGGAUUCACUGGUCUCGCCGUCGGUGCCGCCCUCAGCGGACUUCGCCCUAUUUGCGAGUUCAUGACCUUCAACUUUGCCAUGCAGUCCAUCGACCACAUCAUCAAUUCGGGCGCCAAGACUCACUACAUGUCUGGUGGUAACGUCCCUUGCCCCGUCGUCUUCCGUGGUCCCAACGGUGCCGCUGCUGGUGUCGCUGCUCAGCAUUCGCAGGACUACUCGGCAUGGUACGGCCAGAUUCCUGGUCUCAAGGUCAUCUCGCCCUGGUCUGUCGAGGACUGCCGUGGUCUCCUCAAGGCGGCCAUCCGCGACCCUAACCCCGUCGUCUUCCUCGAGAACGAGAUGCUCUACGGUACCUCGUUCCCCGUCACCCCGGAGAUUCUCUCCGAGGACUUUGUCCUUCCCAUUGGCAAGGCCAAGAUUGAACGUCAGGGCAAGGACAUGACCCUCGUCUCGCACACCUUGGGCCUCACCCACUGCAUGAACGCCGCCGAGCAGCUCAGCAAGGAUGAGGGCAUCGAGUGCGAGGUCAUCAACCUCCGCUCCAUUCGUCCCCUGGACAUCAAGACCAUCAUCGAGUCGGUCAAGAAGACGAGCCACUGCGUGACCGUCGAGGCCGGUUUCCCCGCCUUUGGUGUUGGAUCCGAGAUCUUGGCUCAGCUGUGCGAGAGUGAGGCUCGCGACUACCUCGACGAGUUCCCUGAGCGAGUCACUGGCGCGGAUGUGCCCACUCCUUACGCUGCGAACCUUGAGGCUCUCAGCUUCCCGGACGCCAACAUCAUCAAGAAGGUCGUCAAGAGGAACCUCUACAGGUCGUAA
Messenger RNA from Jaminaea rosea, 990 nucleotides. RefSeq names its product thiamine diphosphate-binding protein. Gene Ontology annotation, molecular function: pyruvate dehydrogenase (acetyl-transferring) activity. The record is from RefSeq and is a predicted model, not a curated record. Bases 1 to 990 code for a protein of 329 amino acids. The transcript is spliced from 3 exons. Gene Ontology annotation, biological process: pyruvate decarboxylation to acetyl-CoA. NCBI's taxonomy places the organism in Eukaryota, Fungi, Basidiomycota, Exobasidiomycetes, Microstromatales.